AUGAGUAAUUUGGAGUAUCUGGAGAAAUUUUUCAAGAAACACAAUCUCACGGGACGAGUGAAAGUGAAGUACACCGGAAUGAAGGAUGAUGACAAUAUGUCGGAAAUCACCAUAGAUGACAACACUAUGUCUAUGGAGGAUGUGAGAUUUGAUAUAGACAGCCUCUUGGACCCUAAUGUGGGGGAAGUUUGGAUGGGUGUGCAUAAGGAAACCGGAAUAGGUUUCGGGGAAUGGAUGGAAACAGACAACCAUUAUAUCCCAAGCAAUGUGGACACAAGUUCCAUAGAGGAGUAUCACAAGGAGAUGGAGGAUAUAGUUGAAGAAUUGAGGGAAACUGUUGACAAGAUAUUUACCCUUGUGGAUGAUGAGAAAGAUGUUCUUCUUUAUAUCUGGCAGUUCCCCCAGAACCUUGCCGGACUAAUAUUCAGAUUAUUCACACCAGCAGAUAUCCUCAAGGUCAAGGAUUACAAAGGAGAUGUAAAUGUGUAUGUCUCAUCAAAGAUGUCCGGAGGAAUAUCACUAGGAAAAUACAUCACACUCUCCAAAUCAUAUGCAGAUCAGAAGAGGAGUGAGGAUACUUGGAAUCACGAAUAUGGUCACACAAGACAAUCGAGAAUACUUGGUCCACUCUAUCUUCUUGUAAUAGGCAUCCCGUCAAUCACAUGGGCGGCAUUAUAUGGAUGGAUAAUCCCAUAUACAAGGAACGGAUACUACAAGUUUUUUUGCGAACAUUGGGCCGACAAACUUGGUGGAGUAGACAGGAACUAA
Messenger RNA from Cylicocyclus nassatus, 768 nucleotides. The record is from the annotation of a GenBank genome assembly. NCBI's taxonomy places the organism in Eukaryota, Metazoa, Nematoda, Chromadorea, Rhabditida, Strongylidae.